Messenger RNA from Aedes aegypti (yellow fever mosquito), 888 nucleotides. Its product is annotated as general odorant-binding protein 69. The record is from RefSeq and is a predicted model, not a curated record. NCBI's taxonomy places the organism in Eukaryota, Metazoa, Arthropoda, Insecta, Diptera, Culicidae. The transcript has a single exon. Bases 1 to 888 code for a protein of 295 amino acids. Gene Ontology annotation, molecular function: odorant binding. Gene Ontology annotation, biological process: sensory perception of smell.
AUGCAACUAUUCUUAACGCUUUUAAUUUUUACGCUGUGCACCUCAGCUUACGCCUUUCUCGAUCACUACGUAGGACACAAACGCUUUGAUACCAUUUUUCGAGAGUGCGGUGUAUACUUUCAAGUGCCCAAUUGCAUCCUGGACGAAUACGUUGCCAAUGCAUUCCCUGACGAGCCUGAAGUUCGAAACCUGAUACACUGCACGCUGGUAGGCUCAAAGUCCUGGCAUGAUGGAUCAGGUGUCGUCGAACACGUCAUUUCCAACUUUUUCAAUCCCGGUCCGGAAGACACCUGUUAUGCUGACCGAACACGAGAUUGCAUUCGAAACUCUCGAGUGCCAGGUGGUAACAAUGUGACGCUUGCAUACAAAGCUUUUCACUGCUACUAUCGUCAGUACGGAAACCUCAAUCACAGUGAGCAGUUUAUGCCUUGCUCUCCACAAGAGCUACAAGUUCUGAUCAAGACUUCGAUCGCUAUUGUGAACGUGUCUCAGGCCGAGUUGGUGAACUAUAGCAAUGGAGCUGUGCUAGAUCAACCGAAUUUCGCGGAGUUAAUCUACGUAAUCAUCCUUCGCGGGGGCUUCUAUUUUACCGGACAGGGUCUCUUCCUGGCCAAUCUCCACACCCAGUUUGGAAAUCCGGAGCUGUUGACUCCGGAAACGCAGCAAUGCGUAGAUGCUGCUACCGCCGCAUGGAACGGUCAAAGGCAAAAAGAUUUGGUACAUGCGUACUUCGUGAACUGCCUGCGCAGGAUCACCCCUUGGAUGCAGCUGAUUCAGGACGUGGCGACUGGUUUGGUGAGGGGUUCGAACGCACCAUGCUCAACAUCGAGUACUACGACAAGUACCACUCCCAGUGCGGUUCAACCAUGCUAUAAUGUUGGGAACUGA